Molecule: messenger RNA, 1146 nt
Organism: Eremomyces bilateralis CBS 781.70
Lineage: Eukaryota; Fungi; Ascomycota; Dothideomycetes; Eremomycetales; Eremomycetaceae
Exons: 1
Coding region: 1-1146 (381 amino acids)
Source: RefSeq, a predicted model, not a curated record
AUGAAACCCUCCACCCUACUCCUUCUCGCAGCAACGGCCUCCGCCGCGCCUCUGGCUGUGCGGCAGGAUACCCCAACUCCUGAUCCAGCUGCGGGCGUCGAUCCAGGCUUCUCCGUCGGCCCUCCGCUUCCCCCUCUUCUAAAAGCUAUUUUCUCCUUGUUAGGCAAACUCCGAGAGGGAGGCGAAGGCCAUGAUAUUAAGGAUCUCCUAGAGAAACUUCACGGAGGAAGGAACUCCAGCCACGGCCACAAUCAUACCCGACCUGGUGGCUUCAAGCCCGGUAGGCCCGGCAAGCCCGGUUCCCCAGGGUCUAAUAGCACCGAGGGAGGCCUCCCUGAUCUGUCCGCGUUGCUUGGCGGUGAAGGCGGAGAGGACAGCCCGUUGUCCGGACUGGCUGGUCUUCUAGGUGGUGCCGGUGGUGCCAGCGGUGGGAGCGGGGAGGACAGCCCGUUGUCCGGACUGGCUGGUCUCCUAGGUGGUGCCGGUGGUGCCAGCGGCGAAAGUGGGGAAGACAGUCCGUUGUCCGGACUUGCUGGUCUCUUAGGUGGUGCCGGUAGCGCCAGCGGCGAAAGUGGUGAGGACAGCCCAUUGUCCGGACUUGCUGGUCUCCUAGGUGGUGCCGGUGGCGCCAGCGGCGAAAGUGGUGAGGACAGCCCAUUGUCUGGGCUUUCCGGUCUCCCCGGUGGUGCCAGCAGCGGAAGUGGAGAGAGCGGCGAGUCGUCUGGCCUUGCUGGUCUUCUUGGUGGUGCCAGCGGUGGAAGCGGAGAGGGCAGCCCGUUGCCCGGACUUUCUGGCCUCCUCGGCGGCGCUGGUAGUGCAAGCGGUGCCGGCAGCGAUAGUGGCUCGGCGGCAUCUCCGUCGGGCGUAUCCAGCGCCACGACAAUCAGCACGGGAAGCAGGGGACCCAGCGUCCCGGAUUCUGCGAGCGGACCCAACUGCAGCCUUCUCCCGGGAGGACCGUCGAAUUCUACAAGCCCCACUCCUUCCACCCCGUCUGUUGGGGCCGAAGAACCCAGGUUCUCUAUCCUUCCGGUCUCCUCCAGCACAUCGACCUCUGGCUCCUCGGGAGCAUCUGGCUCAUCUGGCGAAGCGACUGGUGGUCACACCCACGCCGGAGAGGCUUCUGGUCAUUCGCAUGGGGCAUAA